GCGGCUGUGAACUGCAUAUUCACAUCGUUACAAUCGUGACUCCCAACCGACGGUGAGCACAACGCGUACAGGCCCUGGUUGACCAUGAUCGCAGAAGUCCUACUAGUUCUCGCGGGCCAUUCAUCCUCUCUCUUCCCCACCGACCACACCGUUCAUCCGGCAUUCGCCCCCCUCCUGCAUCCCGGCGAGCAGCAAUGCCUCGAGUCCCUCGGGCAGAUAGCCGCGCGCUACCGCAAGAUCAAGGACGCAUGCGCCACCCUCUCCCGCUCGCCGUCGCGCUACAUCGCGGCACUCUGUGCGACGCUAAACCAGAUUCUCCGCGACGAAUACGAGAACCUCGUCGUCGAGACCGAGGCGAAGGUCCUCCGGCGCGACGCGAGCCUCGUCGCGAGCGGGUCCUUCGUCCCGCUCUCCUCCAUCCGCGCCACCUUCGCCGAGUGGGACGCCCCGCUUGCUGCCCUCGAGAAGCUCGUCGAGGACCUGCAGGACAAGCGGUACGCGCAGCCGGGGCCGCUCGUCGACCUGCUCCUGACGCGCUCGCACACGGGUAUACACCGGAUAGCGUCGAUCUACUCUCGGCUGUGUGAUGCGGUACUGCGCGUCUGGAUCGCCCAGCUGCAGGCGUUCGUCGUGCAUGGGACCGUGGCGGACAAGGACCCGCUGGCAUCGAAGGACUACACGCUGCUUGAAGGGUCUGUCCCAUCGUGCCUGUCCGCACAGUCGAGAGAGUCUAUAGCCUCUCCCGCGUCGCCAGACGCCCGCCGUCCCAGCUACAUGCCAAGCCCCACGUCGAGCGGCACCGCACCACGCGCCGGCACGCUCCUAGAAAAGAAGAAGAAACUCAGCCGGACGGCCGGCACGCAAGCGUCAGCAGGCGCGCCGCGAGGCAGCGCACCAGGGCAGACGCGCACGCGGCGUCUCCGUAUUCGCGUGAGCACCGCGUCCGCCGCGAACCCUGGAUUAGCGCAUUCAAUACAAGGGCCGGCGGAUGGGUGCGGCAGGAUGGCGUACCGGCUGCAUGCAGAACACGGCGCACGGGCUGCCCCGCGCAUGCAUUGUGUGUACGCGUGCUGGACGACCGGGCGUGCGCCGCUGAAAUAUGGCGACAUCGUCAACAUUCGCGCGUCGGUAGUCAGGACCGCAUGGCGCGACAUACCUGGAAACACCGAGUCCCCCCUGCAUGGCGGCCCCGUCCGUUGGCUUCACAAUCGAGGCGGCCGACGCGCCCCGCCUCCCGCCAUGCCAAUACGCCCCCGGUCCGAGACGAUCAGCCGCUUGCAAAGCGCACGACACGGUCAGCACCAUGCACAACGGCCGGCUGGGACAACUCACCUUGGCACGGUGGCUGCAGAGUCGCAGGCGCACGGGAAAGCGACGAGGCGAGUCCCCCUUGUUAUAUCUUCUCCGCGCUCCGCCCGCCGCGUAGGCUCUGCCGCUGCCAAGUCGCAGACCCGCAUACGCGUGCGCUUCUGUUGCUCCCGCUUCGCCGUGAUCGCUACGGUGCAGACGCGCCUAACUAACUCCUCCGCGUUCGAUCACGCGCGUCGUGCCGUCCCUCCGUCAGCCGCGCACGCGCACGCGCCGCAUCCCUGCGCUAUCACUCGUGCCCAUGCCUACCGGCCGUCCGCGUUAGACUGGUCCGGCCAUGGCCCGCCCGCCGUACAGCUUUCUGAUGAGGCCCUGGACAUGUCCGUAACGAAGCAGGACAUUAGCCCGCUCAUUCACGCAGCGGUGCAAUGGCGCGAUUCCGUCCAUGAAGCUGCAUGCUACAGAUUAACUCCGAAGGCUGGACAGGGGGGUGUCGGAAUACUUGCAUGA
This is a messenger RNA of Postia placenta MAD-698-R-SB12, 1818 nucleotides long. RefSeq lists its product as hypothetical. Gene Ontology annotation, molecular function: microtubule minus-end binding; gamma-tubulin binding. Lineage: Eukaryota; Fungi; Basidiomycota; Agaricomycetes; Polyporales; Adustoporiaceae. Bases 85 to 1818 code for a protein of 577 amino acids. Gene Ontology annotation, biological process: microtubule nucleation; spindle assembly; cytoplasmic microtubule organization. The transcript has 7 exons. The record is from RefSeq and is a predicted model, not a curated record. Gene Ontology annotation, cellular component: gamma-tubulin complex; centrosome; spindle pole.